Molecule: messenger RNA, 9421 nt
Organism: Ylistrum balloti
Lineage: Eukaryota; Metazoa; Mollusca; Bivalvia; Pectinida; Pectinidae
Product: mitogen-activated protein kinase-binding protein 1-like
Exons: 37
Coding region: 47-6367 (2106 amino acids)
Molecular function (GO): protein binding
Source: RefSeq, a predicted model, not a curated record
GGGGUAAUCAUUCGUCGGGAUGUCUUUAUUUUUGUGAAAAUGUGCCAUGGAUAAAACACGAAAAGUUAUUAAAUCACCCUCUGUGAAGAGACGGAGCAGGAUUACGCCGAUCAACCAGCGGGUGACCCUUGAGAGGGUACUAGGGUUGACCUCGGCCAGUAAUGCUGCAUUUGCAUGUGACCCAAACUCUGGGACCAUUGCCUACACAGCUGGGUGUGUAGUGGUCCUUAUUAACAAAGGCAAGCAGUCACAUAUACUCAACUUCUCAAAGAAAACCCUCACAUCGCUUGCAUUUUCGCCAGAUGGGAAGCACAUUGUCACAGGGGAGAGUGGACACCAGCCAGCAGUACGGGUGUGGAAUGUGGAGGAAAAAUCACAAGUUUCGGAGCUCCAUGGACACAAGUUUGGUAUCAAUUGUGUGGCAUUCUCACCCAACCUGAAGUACCUGGUGUCGGUCGGCUCACAACAUGACAUGAUUGUCAAUGUCUGGAACUGGAGGACUGCAACCAAGGUGGCAUCCAACAAAAUCUCCAGCAAAGUGAAUGCUGUAGACUUCUCUGAGGAUGGUUCCAUGUUUGUAACUGUAGGAAACAGACAUGUGAAAUUUUGGUACCUGGACAGCAGCAAAUCACGGAUCAACGAGACAGUACCUCUACAGGGCCGAUCUGGGAUCCUUGGCACACAGAAAAACAAUUUCUUUUGUGAUGUUGUGUGUGGAAAAGGGAGAAAAGCAAAAAGUGUCUUCAGCAUCACACAGUCUGGGCUGUUGUGUGAAUUCAACGAAAAACGUCUGCUUGACAAAUGGGCGGAGUUGCGGACGCCCAGUGCAAGCUGUCUGGCAGCCGGAGAGGAUCACAUCUUUGCUGGCUGUGCUAAUGGUGUAGUGAGGGUAUUCAGUGCAAGGAACCUACACUUCCUUGUUUCACUGCCACACCCUCAUCAUCUUGGAGUAGAUGUGGCCUCCGUUCUUAGUCCCAGUCAGAUUCUGCCGAGUAAAGAGGGUUCCAAGUUUCCAGACACAAUUGCAUUGGUUUAUGAUGACUUGCACCAGAAGACAACGUGUAUCUAUAACGACCACAGUGUAUAUGUAUGGGAUGUCCAUGAUGUAAAGAAAGUGGGCAUUGUGAGGUCAUUCCUCUACCACAGUUCCAGUAUUCUGGGCCUUGAGGUGGCACCCCCUGUUCAGGAUGGUACAACACCAGUGCUGCCCCCUGGAUCUUUCAUUACAUGCUCCACAGAUGACACUAUACGUAUUUGGAAUCUUGAGAAUCAUAUGACAGAAACAAAAUUUUAUAAACGCAAUGUAUUUUCAAAUGAACUGCUGAAGAUUUGUUACAUUGAUCCCUCCAUGAUGUCUUUACGGGACGUCGACUAUAACCCAGCUGGAGGCACUGACAAGACAGAUACAAACUAUGAUGGCAAAAAUGGUGUGCGUUCACUCUGUAUCAGUCCGGAUGGACAGCAUCUUGCAUCAGGAGACCGGAUUGGCAAUGUAAGGAUCCACGAUCUACAGACGAUGAAGGAGAUCCACUCUAUAGAGGCACAUAAUGGGGAGGUGCUGUGUCUUGAGUACUCGCGCGUCAGUACUGGUCCAAAGCUUCUGUCCUCCACUAGUCGUGACAGACUGGUCCAUGUGUUCGACCCAGAACAGAGAUAUGGUCUGCUUCAGACACUCAAUGAUCACUCAGCAUCUGUUACUGCUGUCAAGUUUGUUGACACAGACAGCCAAUUGAAAAUGCUGAGUUGUGGAGCAGACAAAUCACUUUUAUUUAGGAAUGCUCAGAUGAGUCCUGAUUUCCAGUUUUCACUAAACCAGCAUUUGGUGGCUAAGACAACACUGUAUGACAUGGCAGUUGACCCUACACAGAAAUUUGUGGUGACAGCUUGUCAGGACAGAAAUAUCAGAAUCUACAACAUAAAGACAUCCAAGCAGAAGAAACAUUACAAAGGUUCCCUAGGAGAUGACGGCACUCUAACCAAGGUUCAACUAGACCCCUCAGGGAUAUAUGCUGCCACUAGCUGUACAGACAAGAACUUGUGUAUUCUGGACUUCUGCACUGGGGAGUUAAUGGCCACUAUGUAUGGACACUCGGAGAUGGCUACUGGCAUCAAAUUCAGCUAUGACCUGAAGCACUUCAUUUCUGUCUCAGGGGAUGGGUGUAUAUUUGUGUGGCGCCUGUCAGGAGAAAUGUCACGGCAGAUGCAGGACAGACUUGAAGAACUUGGGCAGUUACCUGAAGAAGCCAUAGCUAACCCAAUGAACAGAACUGUUACCAUUGAAAACCCUGUACAGAAGGAGGCAGAGUUCAAGACACCAACAAGGAUCCUGGCAGAGUUGACCCGGCAGAUGGAGGAAGCGAGAGCAGACAGUCCACCCGAAAAACCUUCUAUGGACUAUAGAUUCUCUGUUGGUCAGCUGCCAAGUUGGGCCAAGUCCAAGGGAGAUAAAUCUAAGGAUAAUAAAAGUGGAGAGGAGCAGGGUUCAAACCUGCCAAAGGGUCGCUGGGCUCAGAGGGUGGACAACAAGGGCAUAAUGGCCCAGCUGGAUGGGAAGACUGUAGAACUAGACCUUGGUACAGAUUGUAACACGAGAAAAGCAGGGUAUGAUGAUGUUGAUGCUCGCCGAGAGACAAUGGUCGUGUCACAGCCCGAAAAUACACCCAGGAAAAUACCAGUCAUAUUCGAUGAUGAAAAUGAAGAUGAAGAUGAGGAUGAUGAUGAUGAUUUCUUCCCUUCAUUCCACAAAAAGAAAAUAUGGGAUGAGAGUCCCAGAUUUACUCGUCGUAACAGUGUAGAUGACCUGGAUGAUGACCUUGACAAAGAACCAGAGGUCAGAUACUACCCUCCUAGUGAGGUGGACUCUGUUGAAAGUAAUGGCAGCUUCUUCACGGUAUUUGGGGGAGACAAAGAGAAAAACUCUUCACAGCUUUCUGGUCCAGAAAAAGGACUUGAUGCAGACUCUGAGAGUACGGAUCCCGUGUCUAUGGAGGAUACUGAGGAGGAUGAUGAUUCCAUGAGUAUACCCUCCAACCCAACCACGCCAUCAGAGGAGUUUAACCUGAGGACUCCAGACAGGUUAUCCACCAUCAUUGAGGAAAAGUUCCUGAAGGACCGCUUUGAGAAUUUGAACUUUACCCCAGCAGUGUCAAUAGACAAAUUCCAGGAGAGGCUUGAUGAGAUUGAAUCAAACAUGGCAGAUGACACACAGCCUCAGAUGGCGGGUAACUCGCGCAUCAGUAUCUCCACUCGCUUUUUGUCCCGAGCUCAGCAGGCAAACAUCAAAAACAUGGUGGUGUACAACAGUAUACAGAGACAGGACAACUGGUUUGAUUCUGUACAGAAAAGGAAGGAUGAAAUGGCCAGAGCUGUUGAUGAGACAAGAAAGCGUUUGCUCGCUAUGGGAUGGAAUGACAAGACCAGUCCAGAGACUGAGCUACCAGGCAAGGACAACCUGCCAUCACCACCAGUCAAGCUGCCUGCAGACCCUGAACCUGAUAUCUUUGAUGACCUGAUGCAGCAGACCACACCUACCAACAAGAAAUCAUCACCAAUGAACACCCCACCUUCAAACAGUGGCCCUCAUACAUCAAAAUCGUUGCGUCGCUGUUGGUCAAGCUUUGACCUUCCAAAGACACCUAUAUUUGAGGAGAAGCCAUCUUGUUUGCAUAGUGCCUCCAAUCCAAACACUCCAGUCAUCAAGACUCAGGGUAAAAAAGCGUCCAUGUGUCGAAUAGGCACAACUGCCUCUUCUACUAAACCUAGGCCAUCAUGGCGCAGCCGGAUCCCCACUCCUACUGCACUUUCUGCGCGCCAGGCUCAGACUCAAGCUAGCUCAAACAGGGAAGCUUUGAAAGCGCUGAGACUUUUGAUCAGUCAUUUCUUUUACUCAGUUUGUGCAUUGCUGAUGUUAACACAUCAUGUAACCAGGAGGAGAGCUACCAUUUGGGACAGCCGAUCAUCAACAAGUGAGGACAGCAGCGAUCAAAAGACACCCACUAAUAAGUCCCCUAGUCGCAGGUCACGUCCCUCCACUCUAACUCUGGAACGGGAGAAAAAGCGACGAGAGGCUAGUGUGGAAGUGCCCAUUAGGGGUGGAGAAAAGAAGGUGACACCUAGAUCACAGUCUCAAAGCUCCCUCUAUAGGCAAACAGAAAGCUCCAAAGCCAAGAAGUCAAUGGGUUCCUCCAACAGUCUAGCACAGCAGGACAGACAGACACCCAAACAUUCCUCCAAUCUCACCAAAAGUACAUCCAUGACAAAUUUGAGCGGUGGUGAACGUCUGUCACUGCCAAAGUCACGACCUCGUAUGGAGGCCAAGAAACUCUCCUCACUUUACACUUCAACUCCAAACCUCUUACAGGCCUUAGACAAAAACUCAGACUGCGAUGAUAUUCCAUCUAAAUUAAAAGUGCAAUCAGACAUAAGUUUAUCAGAUAGUGACCUUCUUGAUGAGGAUAUUCCAAAGACAACUUCAAAGAAGGGUUCUCAAGCAAGGACAUCCACUUCCAAGUCUCCGGCAGAUGUGAAACGCAGCUCCAUGGGUGGUGUUGUGUCUAAGAGUGUACGGAGCAGUAGUGCCACACGGGCUGGCAGGUUAUCUCUGCCAGCCUCACCCGCAGUUAGUGCAGACAAUAGAACUGUGAAAAAGUCUUCUGUGCUCAAAGAGGACAAAGAUCUGAUGCCCCCUCCCUCUAAAGGUGUGGUUUCCAAGGGUAAACAAGACACCUUCAUGAGGAGGGCAGUUCAGUCUAAUCGUAAAGGUGUGUCAGAACUUACCCUGGCUCAGGCUAAAGACAUUUUGUUGGGGAAAUCAGGAAUUUUGGGAUCAAACUCAAGAUCCUCCACGAACACUUCCUCAACAGUAACAACCACAUCAUCAUCCACUAAGUUGUCUCAUUCGAAACCAUCGGCAUGUUCAACAAAGUCAUCUACAAAACCGUCUACUAGUAAACAAUCUGUACAUUCGUCGACAUUCCCAAAGUACUCGGUGGCUAACACUAGUUCUGUGUGUACAACCAGUGUUGCCAUGACAGCCAUCUCAUCGUCUUCCAUGACAAAUUGUAUUACCUCUAAUUCCUUGUCUCCAAGGUCACUGCAAAAGGAAGCUAACCACCGACAGAUAGCAACAGAGAUAGAGUCAACUGCAGCUGAGAUACGCAGCAAAAACAUAAUGGAAGCUGCCUUCCAGAAUUUGUCUGUGCUAGACGCCAGUCCUAAUGAUUUACCUGAAAGGGACCUGCCCCAGGUGUCCUCUCUUUCAAAAUCUCCAGUUGUGUCUGGUACCAAUGUGAUAUCAACUCCUAAAUGGAGAGACCUUUAUUCUGAGGAUGUGAAUAAGGUAGUAACAGAUGAUUAUGUGAACCAACCAUCAGGAACACAGGAAGAAGAAGAGGAGAAUGGUCUGGCACACUCCACCAGUAUCAAGGAGAGGAUAGCAAUGUUGCAGUCUCACUCCUCUCCGCAGUCUAGUCCUCGAUCCACCUCCACAGCCCAUAUCACACUUACCCCCAGUAAAUCCCCAGGCUCCACCCCAUGUGUCGCCAAAUCUGGGUCUCCUGUCAGCUCAACACUCAGCCCACGCAGUUCCUCUGGUAUUGGCUCAAGCCUUGACUCAGAUGUUGCCUCCAAAUUGUUUGCCUCGCCUGGCAGCAGCCUAAGUCCUCAUAGUAACUAUCACAUAGCUUAUGAUAUAUCUGACUCUGAUGAGGGGUCAGAAAAGUCACCACCUCAGGAUACCACUGUACAGUCCUCUUCAUUCAGUUCAGAGCUCGAUUUUACUGGUAAAAGGUUAUCACUGAGUAAAGCACUAGAGGCAGUACAUGGGGGUGAAGGUAGUAGUCGCGACUCUCCAGCAUCAGUAACAUCCAGUAACCAACCUGACUCUUCUACUCCCACCAAUUUGACCUCUAACCUCCAGUCAGACUGGCCCACAUCCAGUACCAGGUCAACACCUUCGUCUGUCAUUUCCAACCGGUCAACUCUGAAUGACUCGCCUAAUGCCACCAAUGGGUUCACACCCAUCAGUCCCCGCAAACAAGAUUAUCUUCAGAUAUGUUUGGAGGCAGUUAAAGAACUAAGACAGUCAGUGAAUAAGGUUUCAGAUCUGUAUGAUCAGGUCUAUUCUAGUAGUGACAACAAGUCAAGUGAAGCUGCAUCAAUUCUAGUAGAAGCUGUCAAAGAAAACAGACAGACAUUUUCUGAUCUCUUGUCUCGAACUUGUGACCAAGAGGAUUUUUCUAAGAGCAGCACAAUGCCAGGGACUAUUCCAAAGGAGGUGUUAGAACCAAUGCUUUCUAGCUUUGGUGACCAACUGUUAGAGCGCUUUGAGAAGCUGGUCACACAAAAACUUCAGGCAGAGAAACAGUAAACUGUUGACCUAUUUUGACCCAUAAAUUUUCAUUAUGAUACAAUGGAUGAGUCAACAAAUUUACUUUCUAGCAGAGUCUAUAAACUCAUUCACAUGGCAGAGUCAACAAAUUUACUUUCUAGCAGAGUCUAUAAACUCAUUCACAUGGCAGAGUCAACAAAUUUACUCACAUUCUGGCUGAGUCAGUAAACUCUUUCACACUAUGGCCUAUAAUUUGUAAUUCCGAGAGUAAAUUAUGGAAAAACUGGUGACAGAAAACGAUAGAUUUUGUUCCCCCUUUCCUCUUGCCAAAAUAAUAAAUAUAUUUUUGUUCUUUCCACGUGCUGAAAUUCUUUGUUUUGAUACAUGUGAUAAUUUGGCCCCAUUUAAUAAGCUUAACAAAAUGUGACGUGUUUGCAAAUUUUGAUCUAGUCAGUAUUAAAAAACAUUUUCUUUUUAGAAAUAACAAAAUUAUGUGAAGAAAAGAAACGAGAUGGUAAAAGACUUGUAACUAAUUCUCAAUAAGAUUGACUUGAAUUGAUGUGAUGUUUGAUUUGAACAAUCGGGCACUGAUUGUUCGAAGCCUGACUGGGUUGUGCGUUAUUCUGGUUGUGUUAACAGAUAUGGACAAGGAUAUUUUUGUCCAUUAAGUGUGAAUAUAUUGUUUUCUUCGAGUCUGUGAACCAUUUCUCAGAUAGAUCAUGUGGUUUGAUCUUACAAUGCUCAAGACUAUUUCAUUAUAAAAUAGUUCUUGGUUGACUGGGAGUAAGGGCUUGCCUAGCUUAUAGUCAUGUUUCAUUGUAAUUACUCUUACUUCACCCUGUCUAUUUAUUUGUACAGCCAUAUAAACAUUUAUUUUUGUAUGUGUGUGUGAGAUUCCAUCAACAUGGAAUGAACAGGUUCGUAUAAAUGAUCUCUACUGUGUAGUGAACUGUAUAGAUGGUGACAGUGUCACAAUGGUGUUUGCAAGUCACCUACCUUAGUAAAGAAGGAUGUGAUGAUUAUCACCUCUAUGGUGACCAGUGUGUUACCUGUCCUAGUGAAGAAGGAUGUGAUGAUUGUCACCUCUAUGGUGACCAGUGUGUUACCUGUCCUAGUGAAGAAGGAUGUGAUGAUUGUCACCUCUAUGGUGACCAGUGUGUUACCUGUCCUAGUGAAGAAGGAUGUGAUGAUUGUCACCUCUAUGGUGACCAGUGUGUUACCUGUCCUAGUGAAGAAGGAUGUGAUGAUUGUCACCUCUAUGGUGACCAGUGUGUUACCUGCCCUAGUGAGGAAGGAUGUUAUGAUUGUAGCCUACAUGACAAGUGUGUGUGUGUGCAUGUGCGUGUGCGUUGCCGAAGUGAGCAAGGGUGUAAUGACCUAGUCAUUUGUGUUUCGUGUUUGCCAAAGCAAUAGUGAUGCAUUGUUAGGUAACAAAAUGUUGCUGAUAUAGUUUCCUGUUUAGAGAAUACUAGCAGCAGUUCCAUUCCACAGAUUUCUAUCCUGUAGCUUUUUUUGCUGUGAUUUAUCUCCAUGUUGAUUUGCAUUUAUGACUAACAAAUUUCUAAUGUAUGUGUAUGUUAUAAUGUUAUUUCUGGUACUUAUUUUCCUUAUGAUAGGAGUAAGGAAUGUGAUCGUUUCUACUGAGACUGAACACAACACAGGAGAAAUACCUUGUACAGUAAACAUAUCAUACCUCAGCAAGUCUUCCAAAUGGCCUGCCAUGUUGGCAUUUGUAUCCCUAUUUUGUGAUAAAACAUUCUACUACCAUGUCUGAUUUAACUAGUGUACAGCCUUCUUAUCAUUUCUAUACAUAAGCAUACUUCAGAUUAUUAAAAAAUGGCAUAUGUUGUUAUGAUUGAUUGAAAGUAACAUGAAGAUUGUUGUUCUAUUUGUAUGUUUUUAAAUAUUGUUUAGCAAAUACAUGUAGUUUCAAAGGAUUUAUUAACUACAGAUAUUUUAGAACACAACAAGUACAUGUUAUGAUUAAAAAGCUAAAAUUUGUGUUGUUAGUUCUUGUAAAAACUAUUUCUUUUUUGAUCACAUGAGUUGAUGUGUUUACGGUACCAAGGUUGUAAAAAUGUUUUGUAAAAUCUUUUGACUUGUUACUUAUUGUGCAAUAUAUCAAACUGUAAACUUGUGUUUCCACCACAAUUUGAACAAAUAAACAGUUGAUACAUUUUCACGUGAUAGUGAAACAUGUACAAUUCCACACAUGCCAAAUCUUUUUACCCGACUGCCAAUUAUGUGAGGUUUUGCUUUCCCCCUAUCAGCCAAAGUAAAUGAUUGUUAAUGUGAAAAUUGCUUCUCUCUAGAGUGAAUGUGAGCAGUGAAAAAGUGUUGUUGAUUGAAUUUAUGACAUUUGUUUUCACAUUAUUAUUGGUUGGUGUUACAUUUAAGCAAAAUUUCUUUACUUGUCUCAAAGAAAAGUUUUCUUUAUUUAUCAGACAUUGAAGAACUAGGACAAACUGUUUUUGUGAUCAAAAUAUUAGCACUACAUUUCAUUAGCUUAAAAAAAAACCAGUCACGAUUUGUGUUAGAUUUACCAAGAAAGGUUGUGUUGUCAUUUUCUUUUGGUCUUCCAAUACACUGUGAUCAAUACUUUUUGUUGGUGCAAGAUGUUUUCAUUGGUAAAGUGCUAUCAUAUCACUUCUCUUUUAUCACUAAUUUUAUCUCGUACAUCAAAGUAUUUUAUAACAAAUUUUAAUAAAUGGGACCAUCGCCAUUCAGGGUAGUCACGUAUCCUGUACCAGCCUCGCUAGAGCUGCUAUUAAGGCAAAGUCUCUGCGUUAUCACCCCUACUACAUAUUGUACAUACCACCAACAAUCAGAUUUUUGAGGGAAGGUGUGAUUGUAAAUGAUUUGUUUACAGGAGAAUCCUAUUGGGAAACUGUGGAAUUUAAAUGAGAAGAAAACUAUGGUUAUACUUUAUAUAUAUACAACGUAAUAACAUAGCUAUGCAAGACCUACCACAGUCUCAUUCCAUCGAGGUAUGCAAAUUUAGCUAGAUGCAUUUCCGUGUUUGUAUUAUUUGUAAAUAUAUUGUGACUUUAUGAAACAACAGUGUACAGAAUAAACUUUUGUAUAAGAUUUCAA